Molecule: messenger RNA, 939 nt
Organism: Amborella trichopoda
Lineage: Eukaryota; Viridiplantae; Streptophyta; Magnoliopsida; Amborellales; Amborellaceae
Gene: FH
Product: frataxin-like protein
Biological process (GO): iron incorporation into metallo-sulfur cluster; intracellular iron ion homeostasis
Cellular component (GO): mitochondrion
Molecular function (GO): ferric iron binding; ferrous iron binding; iron chaperone activity
Source: RefSeq, a predicted model, not a curated record
AACCCUGCUGCUAACUCAAGCACUUUUCUGUCUCUCUCUCACGCUCUCUUCCUUCGCCAAGCUUUUUGUAGGGUUUCUGUUCUACCAAUUCAUAUCGAUUAGUGUCAAUGGUCGAGGAAUGGCUACUUCUCUGUCGUCUAGGUUAAUCCGCAAAGUUUGCACAUUGAGGUCCUUACUUUUAUCUCCUCUCUGUCACGCCCCAUUUCUUGAGUCCUCUAAGUACUUAGACACUGGCUUCAAUACCAAUCUCACUCCCUUAAAUGCGUUCGAGAAUACAUGGGACAUUAGGGCCUUUUGCUCUCGAGCAUCGAGCUUGGAUGUCGAACAAGGUCCGGCGACCAUAGAUUACAGUUCUCUAUUGCAGGAGGAUGAGUAUCAUAAGUUGGCUGAUGCAACCAUUAGUGACUUGCAAGGGAAGUUUGAGGAAUAUGGUGACUGCAUUCAAGUUGAUGGCUUUGACAUAGAUUAUGGGAAUCAAGUUUUGACUGUGAAGCUUGGGAAUCUGGGUACCUAUGUUUUGAACAAGCAAACACCAAAUCGACAACUGUGGUUAUCUUCUCCUGUGAGUGGACCAUCUAGGUUUGAUUGGGAUCGGAUGAGUCAAGCAUGGGUCUACAGGCGGACCCUGGCCAAUUUGUUGCAUCUUCUAGAAUCAGAAGUAAGCCAGCUAUGUGGUGAACCUAUUUGCCUGUCCUUACCUAUCAAAGCUUAAGGACAACUAGGUACUGUCUGUUUCCAUUACCACAUGGAUCUUUCAUGGAUUAUGAGAUUCUUAGAUAUUUUGGUUUAAACAGUUUCCAUGUAACCUUGAAUAGAGACAUUUGGAAAGAUCACAUGUACGUCUCAUUUGUCUAUCUGGACUCUCGACUUAAUUGAGGUUGCUUCACAUACUUUAUUAUAUUAUGAUUAAUGAAAAUUAAGUCUAGAUAUUCGUGAAGC